AUGUAUUUCGGAGAGUUUGCGCCCUCGAAGGCGCUUCUAACAUCAUUGCUCGCCAUCCCGCAGUUAACUUCCGCGUUUUAUCUCCCCGGUGUCGCCCCAGCUACCUACAAAGAGGGUGACAAGGUCCCGCUCUACGUCAAUAGCAUCAAGCCUGUCGACCGAUCUCAAGACCCGCGAUUACACGCCGUUGUCUCUUACGACUACUACCAUCCUGCGUUCCAAUUCUGUCAACCCAAGGACGGACCCGAGUAUGUUUCGGAAAGCCUGGGUAGUAUUCUCUUCGGAGACCGUAUCAUGACUUCUCCAUUUGAGCUUGUCAUGGGCAAGAAUGAGACCUGCAAGCCUCUUUGUGAAGUCAAAUACGAUGAAAAAUCAGUCAACUUUGUCAAGAGUCGCAUCGAACAAGGCUACAGUCUGGAAUGGUUGGUGGACGGACUGCCAGCUGGUCAGGAAGUUCUUGAUCAGUUAACUGGCACAACCUUCUAUAACCCUCGUUUCUUGUUGGGUCAGGAUGACAAGGACGACAACAUUCUAUUCAACAACCACUACCAGAUCGUCGUCGAGUAUCACGAGGUCAACAAUGAUCCCAACCAGCGCCGUGUGGUUGGUGUUAUCGUGCAACCUAGUUCCAAGGAGUAUGGCGGCAAGGCUGAUUGCGGUAACCAUCAGCCCAUCGUUUUGAGUGGAAAGGAGCAGCACGUUACUUUCAGUUACAGUGUCUUCUGGCGCAAGUCGGAGACUGCUUGGGCUACUCGUUGGGACAAGUACCUGCACGUCUUCGACCCUAAGAUCCACUGGUUCUGGCUUAUCGACACAGCCAUCAUUGUUGUAAUUCUCGUCCUCACCGUCAUGUCCAUUCUUGUGCGCGCUCUGAAGAAGGACAUUGCUCGUUACAACCGUCUGGACCAGAUCGACCUCGAUGAUUUUGGUGGUACCUCGGUAGUUGAGGAUGGCGUUCAGGAGGAUUCUGGAUGGAAGCUGGUUCAUGGCGAUGUGUUCCGAAGCCCCUCGCGACCUCUUUUGCUCUCGAUUUUGGCUGGAAACGGUGUUCAGCUGUUCUGUAUGACUGGUUGCACUAUUCUCUUCGCCCUUCUCGGAUUCCUCUCGCCCUCAAACCGUGGAUCUCUCGGAACCAUCAUGAUUUUGAUGUACACUGUUCUCGGAUUCGUUGGUGGUUAUGUUUCUGCUCGAACCUACAAGGCCUGGCAAGGUGAAGCCUGGAAGCUGAACAUUGCUUUGACCCCUGUUUUGGUCCCUGGUGCCGUCUUUUCCAGCUUCUUCCUCCUGAACCUCUUCCUAUGGGCCAAGCAAUCGUCGGGCGCAGUUCCCUUCACCACUAUGCUUGUGAUUGUCGCCAUCUGGUUCAUUAUUUCGAUUCCUCUCUCCUUCGGUGGCUCUUGGCUCGGUUUCCGUUCCCCUCAAUUCGAGCCUCCCGUCCGCACCAACCAGAUUCCCCGUCAGAUCCCACCUGUGAGCACCUACCUCAAACCUGUGCCCAGUGUGCUCAUCGUUGGUCUUCUUCCCUUUGGUGCUAUCUUUGUCGAGCUCUUUUUCAUCAUGAACUCGAUCUGGUUCAGUAGGAUCUAUUACAUGUUCGGCUUCCUGUUCCUCUGUUACGGUCUUAUGAUCGUCGUCUGUGCUGCCGUCACCAUCCUGAUGGUGUAUUUCUUGCUAUGCUCCGAGAACUACAACUGGCAAUGGAGAUCGUUCCUUGCAGCAGGCAUGAGCGGUGGCUACAUUUUCCUGAACUGUCUCUUGUAUCUUGUUACAAAGGUCAGGGUCAGCGCAUUCGCCGGUAUCGUUCUUUACGUCGGUUACAGUGCUAUCAUCUCGUUCUUGUUCUUUAUCCUAACAGGCUCAAUUGGCUACUUUGCCAGUUGGUGGUUCGUUCGCAAGAUCUACUCAUCUAUCAAGAUUGACUAA
Molecule: messenger RNA, 1923 nt
Organism: Fusarium coffeatum
Lineage: Eukaryota; Fungi; Ascomycota; Sordariomycetes; Hypocreales; Nectriaceae
Exons: 2
Coding region: 1-1923 (640 amino acids)
Biological process (GO): vacuolar transport; protein localization to membrane
Cellular component (GO): endosome; fungal-type vacuole membrane
Source: RefSeq, a predicted model, not a curated record